Solanum dulcamara is the source of this 851-nucleotide messenger RNA. RefSeq names its product casparian strip membrane protein 1. Lineage: Eukaryota; Viridiplantae; Streptophyta; Magnoliopsida; Solanales; Solanaceae. The record is from RefSeq and is a predicted model, not a curated record. The transcript is spliced from 3 exons. Bases 109 to 687 code for a protein of 192 amino acids.
AUCACCAAACACUCAUACCUAAAACCAAAAUCUUCCUCUUCUUCUUUUCUUGUUAAAAACCCUCUAAUUUCUUACAAUAUUUUUAGCAACUCUUUAAGGGAAAAAAAAAUGAAGGCAGGUGCUCUUGAACUUGGACAUGCUUCAAAGAUUACAAGUUCAAUUCCAAAAAGUGGGGUGAAUAGAGGAAUGUCUAUACUAGACUUGUUUAUAAGGAUAAUUGCCAUAAUUGCCACAUUAGGAAGUGCCAUUGCCAUGGGAACUACUAAUGAAACACUUCCUUUUUUCACUCAAUUUGUUGGUUUCAAGGCCAAGUAUAACGAUCUUCCCACCUUUACGUUCUUUGUUGUGGCAAAUGCCAUAGUAAGUGCAUAUCUAGUACUUUCUCUGGGGCUGUCCAUCUACCACAUCAUGAGGAGCCGCGCACAAGCAAGCAGGAUAGCCUUAAUAUUCUUUGACGCGGCAAUGCUUGUGCUAUUGGCAGCGGGAGCAUCAGCAUCAGCAGCAAUAGUAUACUUAGCACACAAGGGAAAUACAAAGACAAACUGGUUCCCAAUCUGCCAACAGUAUGACUCCUUCUGCCAUAGAACAUCAGGAUCUUUGGUUGGGUCAUUUGCAGGAGUUGUACUCAUCAUACUCUUGAUCUUCCUCAACGCUAUCGCGCUUUCUCGUCCAUCGUUGAUUCAUUAAUUUUAUGCUUGUCAAGAUUUGAGUGUAUCUGUCAUGACGUUUAACAUGGUUUUUUAGGUAUUGUGUUGUGUUCUUUCUUUCUUUCUCUCUUUUUGUUUUCAAGUUUCUUAUUUGUGUGCAAUGAUCAAUGAUUCUUCUGUACAAGAAAUUAUAUAUAUAUUGAA